AUUCGGUUACCUAUCGUACUGCAAGUAAAGUCUCUAAAAGAAAUUAAAAAUGAAAUUCACAAUUUUGAUCAUGUUUCUCGUCGUUGUAUGUCUUGCAACUCAAGAAGCUUUAGGAGCUGUUGACAGCAUUUGUUCAAGAGAUCAACGCACAGGAGGAUUUCAAACGUUUAACAGCCUUGAAGACAUGUACAUGGCUAAUCACCUUGGCGGCCUUGAAUUUAAGAAACGUGAUAUUGACACAUGUGGUUGGUAUCCAGAAGUUUUAAGUAUCAGACAAAAGUUUCAUUCAUUGGGACUUGAAAUUAACUAUCAUUGA
Messenger RNA from Clunio marinus, 316 nucleotides. NCBI's taxonomy places the organism in Eukaryota, Metazoa, Arthropoda, Insecta, Diptera, Chironomidae. The record is from the annotation of a GenBank genome assembly.